AUGGCUGAAAAUCUGGAUACCGAACAAAUCAAAGAUUGGCGAUCAAUAAUCACUCUGAUUAUUUUUGUUCUCACUAAUAUUGUCGUACUGUUUCCUUUCCAUAUCCCAUUCUACAUCCCCCGAUGGCUUCACAACGCAGUCCUGGAUGGAUUAGCGGCUUUACGAAUAAUACGUCGUCGCGAAAUCCCCCACAAAAAUAACGGCAAGCCGAGUUUGCUUGUAAGGCUGAACCUUCCUCUGAACUUUGUCACAGCGCCGUUGAUAGCGGACUUGUUUCUACUCGCAAUUUUGGCUAUCGGGCGACAGGAAGUUCAUGACGGGACUGUUGGCGCAGAUGGAAUUUCACCAAUCGACAUUUUGGUAUUUUUUCUCACAUUGGCUUAUAUCGCCAUUUCGAUCGACGCUUCUGGCCUCAUCCGAUAUUUGGCUUUCAAGGUACUCCAAAAAGGUGACGGGGUGGGCCAUCGACUCUUCUUCUACCUCUACACAUUCUUCUUCGCGCUGGGAAGCUUUAUCGGAAAUGAUCCCAUCAUUUUAUCCGGUACGGCCUUCCUCGCUUACAUGACACGCGUGUCUAGUAAUAUCGUUCAUCCAAGAGCUUGGAUACAUAGCCAGUUCGCCAUCGCUAAUAUCGCAUCCGCAAUCCUGGUGUCCUCCAACCCGACAAAUUUGGUUCUGGCGGGCGCUUUCAACAUCAAAUUCCUCGUGUACACAGUGAACAUGAUCGUACCGGUAGUGGUGACUGCUAUAGUGGUUUUCCCAUUCCUGCUUUAUAUCAUUUUCGCCGAUGAAUCUUUGAUUCCGGUGACGAUUGAAAUGCAUGAGCUCCCAGAGGAAGCCAGGGGCAAACCCCCCAAGGAGGAGGUAAACGAAGAGAAUGGAACCCUUCUCUCGCUGGAAGAAAUUAUGAACCCUUUCCUGGACAAGGGAGGUGCGGCUUUUGGCGCCGUCAUCAUGGCUGCGACCCUCAUCACCAUCCUUGCUAUCAACGCCGCUAGCAAUUCCGGCCACGACCGUCCCGUUUUCUGGGUUACAUUACCUGCCGCAUUCGUGAUGCUCUGCUGGGAUCUCGGGACAGGUUGGAUUCAUCGACAUGAGACACGCCGGAUUGCUGCCGUGGGCCGACAACAACAUGAGGCCGUAAAAGCUGAACGUGAACAUCGGAAAUCACUCCGAAAUUCCCCGGAACAAAACGCCCAGGAGAACAUCGAAGAACGGCAGCCUAUAACAACCGAUUUCUUCUCGAAGAGUUUGAAAAUAACCAGUCAGCCCGAUGCUAUAAAGAUUACCAUGGACACAAAACCUUCGCGUGACUGCGACGAGACAUCGCUUCCAGCACCGAUUUUAGGCGAGAAAAACCCAUUCCCUGAAGUCCAGUCUCCGAGUUCAGUCUCAAAGGCUAGUGGAAAACUGGAUGUCACCACUCAACUAGAAAAGGCCCAGUCACAUGUUACCAAUGUGUCACUCUGUGAAACUGCCUAUGUCUGGCUACAAGAGACAUUUCCAACUGUCACAGUCGUGCUUUCACACCUUCCCUUUCCACUGGUUCCGUUUGCCUUGGCCAUGUUUGUACUUGUGCAAGCUUUGGUUACCAAAGGAUGGGUUCCUGUAUUUGCGUAUGGAUGGGACCAUUGGGUUGAGAAGACCGGAACAGUCGGCGCAGUUGGUGGUAUGGGCUUUUUGUCUGCGAUCCUUUGCAAUUUCGCCGGGACAAAUAUUGGUACAACAAUUCUCCUUUCUCGUGUCGUUCAAGCCUGGCAAGAAAUUCAUCAUGUCAGCGGUGUUCCUAUCAGUGACCGUACCUUCUGGGCCACGGUGUAUAGCAUGGCACUUGGCGUCAACUAUGGCGCGUUCAGCACGGCCUUCAGUGCGUCGCUAGCUGGUCUUUUGUGGCGCGAUAUACUUGCAAGAAAAUACAUUCGUGUGGGUAGCAUCGAGUUUGCGCGCGUCAACCUUCCUAUUAUCGCGAUCGCUAUGGCGGUUGGAUGUACCGUUUUGAUUGGGGAGGUUUAUAUAAUGAGGAAAGAAACGCCAUAUGAUGCUUGA
Molecule: messenger RNA, 2046 nt
Organism: Penicillium cosmopolitanum
Lineage: Eukaryota; Fungi; Ascomycota; Eurotiomycetes; Eurotiales; Aspergillaceae
Product: putative arsenite efflux transporter ArsB-like
Exons: 5
Coding region: 1-2046 (681 amino acids)
Biological process (GO): transmembrane transport
Cellular component (GO): membrane
Source: RefSeq, a predicted model, not a curated record